Messenger RNA from Telopea speciosissima, 1355 nucleotides. RefSeq names its product putative D-cysteine desulfhydrase 1, mitochondrial. Gene Ontology annotation, molecular function: D-cysteine desulfhydrase activity. Lineage: Eukaryota; Viridiplantae; Streptophyta; Magnoliopsida; Proteales; Proteaceae. The transcript has 10 exons. Bases 24 to 1286 code for a protein of 420 amino acids. The record is from RefSeq and is a predicted model, not a curated record.
UCGCCAGUCAUCAUCACUUUCCGAUGUUGAGCACUUAUUCUCUGUAUCUCCGAUCGACCACAAGCUUACUCUCUAUAAGAUCACUUACCCAAAGGCAAAGAAUCCCUAAUCUCCCGACGAAGCUCUUCUGCUCUUCUAUGGAAGGCCAAGGUUCCAACGCGAACUUCGGGUUUCUGGUGAAGAAACCUUAUGACCCUCCCUCAUGGGCGUCCCAUCUCGACCCCAUGCCUUCUCACGUCAUCUCCCUUGGACAUCUUCCAACUCCUAUCCACAAAUGGAAUCUUUCUAAUUUGCCCAAGAAUACAGAAGUGUGGCUGAAGCGUGAUGACCUUUCAGGACUGCAAUUGAGUGGUAACAAAGUCAGGAAACUGGAAUUCUUGAUGGCAGAUGCCAUUCAACAAGGUGCUGAUUGCAUUAUAACGAUAGGAGGCAUCCAAAGCAACCACUGCCGUGCAACUGCCGUAGCUGCAAAAUACUUAAAUCUUGAUUGUUAUCUCAUACUAAGAACUUCAAAGCAUCUAGUGAAUGAAGAUCCCGGAUUGGUGGGCAACCUUUUGGUAGAGCGUUUAGUGGGAGCACAUAUUGAACUUGUCUCAAAGGAAGAAUACGCUGAAAUUGGGAGUGUGGCUCUCACCAAUGUGCUAAAGGAGAGGUUAUCAAAAGAAGGGAGAAGGCCAUAUGUCAUUCCUGUUGGUGGAUCAAACUCUCUGGGAACCUGGGGUUAUAUUGAAGCAAUCAGGGAGAUUCAACAACAAAUUCAAACUGGACCUGGCAAAACAGGAUUUGAUGACAUUGUUGUAGCUUGUGGCAGUGGAGGGACCAUUGCUGGUCUAUCGUUGGCAACGUGGCUGAGUAAAUUAACUGCUAAAGUUCAUGCAUUCUCUGUUUGCGAUGACCCGGAUUACUUCUAUGACUUUGCUCAAGGCCUACUGGAUGGACUCAAAGCAGGUGUCAGUGCACGUGAUAUAGUCAGCAUUCAAAAUGCCAAAGGUCUGGGCUAUGCCAUGAACACCGCUGAGGAACUCAAAUUUGUUAAAGAUGUUGCUGCUGCUACAGGCAUUGUUCUUGACCCGGUGUACAGUGGGAAGGCUGCCCGUGCAAUGCUUAAGGACAUGGCUGCAAACCCAAUGAAGUGGGAAGGAAGAAAGGUUCUCUUUAUACAUACUGGUGGGCUCCUUGGGCUCUAUGACAAAGUUGAUCAGAUGACAUCAAUGGCAGGGAAAUGGCAGAGAAUGGAUAUACAUGAAUCCGUUCCGAAAAAGGAAGGAAUUGGAAAAAUGUUUUAAAGCAGCAAGACACAAGGCCUUUCUCAUCUACUGAUCCUUUCAAAUGGUGAAUCAACAAGAACUUCUCAU